Parastagonospora nodorum SN15 is the source of this 704-nucleotide messenger RNA. RefSeq lists its product as hypothetical. The record is from RefSeq and is a predicted model, not a curated record. Lineage: Eukaryota; Fungi; Ascomycota; Dothideomycetes; Pleosporales; Phaeosphaeriaceae. Bases 71 to 667 code for a protein of 198 amino acids. The transcript has 3 exons.
ACUCACUGCAACAGGCUGCGGAGCUUAAUAAUGCCAAACAAUCGAUUAUAGCAUUACGCCAAGUUUCAAAAUGCGGUUCCGAAAACCCUUUGCUGCUGCCUUCGUCCUCCUCAUCUUCAUCUCCGCUGCUGCCGGCUUCACACCGCCCGACUACACCAUUCCCACAUACAAGCAAUCCGACAAAGUACUGCACUUUAUAGCUUUCUUCCUUCUCACCCUCACGUUCUACUGGAUUCUUGAGACUUCGCGGCGCAAGGUCUUGCAGCUCACAUUUACUGUGUGCACGCUUGGUUUAGGAUGUGUUAGCGAAGUGGUGCAGGGACUACUGCCAAUUCAUCGCGACUUUGACUACUAUGACGUCCUUGCCAAUGUCCUUGGCUCAGUGAGCGCCCUUGCGCUUUGUAAUUGGUACCACAAACGCAUGUUGGAGCGCAAGCGUGCUGCACGCGGAUAUGGAGCUGUGCCGGGAGACGACGACUUGGAUGUUGAGCUUGGAGAGAACACUGAGGCACAGGAGACAGGCGUGGUUCGACCAACGGUGGACGAAGAGCUAGAGCGCUGGGACGAGAACGCGGAAGACUGGGAGACCACCGAGCCGGAGCCAGUCAAUGGCAAGAUGCAAGCCGAUGAUGGAGAUCUGGGCGAUGGGAAGAAGCGCAACGAUUGAGAACAUGUCAAGUACGAUGUCCACGAAAAGUUACGAA